This is a messenger RNA of Parastagonospora nodorum SN15, 432 nucleotides long. RefSeq lists its product as hypothetical. The coding region runs from base 1 to 432 and encodes 143 amino acids. The transcript has a single exon. The record is from RefSeq and is a predicted model, not a curated record. Lineage: Eukaryota; Fungi; Ascomycota; Dothideomycetes; Pleosporales; Phaeosphaeriaceae.
AUGCAACUCCAUCAACUCGCAAUUCUUCCUCUGAAAGGUCAUCAUCUCGAUCAAGUCUUCAACAACCAAUCCACAAGCACAAGCUACUCACAUCCAACACCCGACACCACCAUCACCAUGUCUAUCAUCGUCACUCUGAUCCUGGCACAGCUCUGCCUUAUUUACGUCUCCGCUAUGGCCAUACCUCCUACGAAUGCAGCCACGAUCCCCAUCUGGGACAUCGAGCGAGCCACCAGCUUCAAUGCCCUCCUUGCAGCAUCUGUCAAGAACACCCGCUACGCACCCGACAUGCAGUCCGCAUCCCACGGUUCCGAGGCCGCAUCAUCUCAGUCAGCCAACGUCACCAAGCGAAGAAAGACAGCUCGCCAAGCCAAGCACCUCCCUUCUAUCAAGAAUAUGCCGAAUGGUGGCAUGCAGUGCGCGGUCAUGUGA